Closterium sp. NIES-65 is the source of this 4257-nucleotide messenger RNA. The record is from the annotation of a GenBank genome assembly. NCBI's taxonomy places the organism in Eukaryota, Viridiplantae, Streptophyta, Zygnematophyceae, Desmidiales, Closteriaceae.
AUGCCGAUCGGAGCACCAGUCGCCAUUGAGCCCCGCGGCUCGGUCGGCGGAUCGCGCGGAGAUUCCCAUGCGCACGUUCAUGUCCACGUGCCACGCGCUGAUUCGCGGCUGCUGAGCCACGUGGCCUUCGAGGCGACAGAUGAGCUGGACCUGGCCCUUCAAUCUCUCCACGCGCGUCUCAAGCCGCUUCUCGCGUCGGACAGCGAAGGCGACGUGCACAGCCAGUUGCAGGAAAUGGUAUCGGAAGGCGCGCAACAACAUGCCGACGUGGUCAACGGUCUCCUCUACGCCAUCCUCAUCGCGUCGCACAAAGCCGGUCCGCCGCCCUCGCCGACGUCGCACGCGGCUCCGGCAGCGGCGGUGCGACUGUUCGGAAUCCUGUGCUCCGUGACGCGCGAUCAUCACGCGUCGCUUCUAGCGACGCUUCAGCGAUUAGCGAGCGACAAGUGGAGCAAGCUCCAGGACCACGUGCGCGCGCAGGUCAUUUGGAUCCUCCGGCAGUUGGUUCAGCUAGCCGUUCAGGAAGCAGAAACGCUCUUUCUCUGCCUCUUCCGUCAGGUCUCCGGCGGCGAUCUCAGCGUGGGAAAUGUGUGGUUAGCUCGGCAAUUACUCGACGUCCUCCGUACCAACGCGCAGUGGCUUUACACUCUCCCGAAUCUUCUCGCCCUCUCGUUAUACACGUUCCUUAGGCUUCUACCAGACCAUGCGGUUAGUAAGGCGCCAACCGUAGUAGAGCUGAAGCAGCAGGAGGUCGCGUUUUGCACGCAGCUGAUUAGGGAGCGGUUUCAGGACUGCCUGGUAAUUGGUCGCGACUUAGUGCGUCUGCUGCAGGAUGUAGCGUUGAUUCCGGAAUUCGAGCCGAUUUGGAGGGACUUGGUGCAUAGACCGGAGACUAUGGGCGCGCCGGGGUUUUCCGAUUUAGCUCAGCUGUACGUCGUGCGGACGCCGACGCGUUUCAUCACGUCGCGAGUUACGCCCGAAAUGGAGUCGCAGCUUCGCUUUCUCCUCGCACACGUGCGCAUGGGCCACCAGCGGCGCUACCAGACGUGGUUUGCCACCCGGUUUCUCGCCGCCCCGGAGAGCGAGUCCCUCGUGGCGGAUUUGAUUCGUUUCGUCUGCUGCUCGGUGCAUCCGACCAAUCAGGUGCUGCAAUCCGACGUGGUGCCACGCUGGGCGAUUGUCGGUUGGCUGCUCAAAUGCUGCAGAAGCUGCCACAUGGAGGCAAAUGCCAAGCUGGCGCUCUUCUACGAUUGGCUCUUCUUCAUGCCCAAGACAGACAACAUCAUGAACAUCGAACCCGCGAUGCUGUGCAUGGUCCAUUCCCUUCCCAAAUACGCCAUUAUGACCAACUCCCUCCUGGAAUUCCUCUUCCUUCUCCUAGAUAACUACGACGCGGCGCAUAGAGACGUGAUUCUCCGCGGAAUUUCCGCCUCGAUCGACAUUUUGGUCGGCAAGGGAGUCGUGCCUAGUCUCGAGCCGCUAGCCACAAGCGGCUUCAUUCCGACAAAGCUUCGUGAGCGGCUUCAGGCGCUUUUUCCUGCGCAUUGUCGGCUCGACGCGUCUCCCCAUCGGUACUUACCCCCCUCACCCCUGCAUGACCCGCACCAUGCGGAAAGAGCUGCGGCGGCGGGAAUACCUGGGGGAGGGGGAGGGGCAGUGGGGAGAGGGGGCCAAGCGCGGGGGAGCGGGGCUUUGGUGAAGUCCCCAAGCCCUUCCCCCCCGCAUUUGGCAGCGGAGAGGGACGGCAUGGGGAAUAUUGUUGGCAGCGGAGCGGGGAUAAGGGCGGCGGAGGAACAGCGAGGCAAGGAAGGGCAGGUGGCGGAGUUGGGGGAAGUGGGGGAAGUGGGCGCAGGCGUUAGCGGAAGCCAUCCUGUGGGUGGUUCUGCUGCUGCAGCCGUUGCCGGGAAGGGCGCGGUUGACGCAAGUGGGUCCAUCACUGGCGCGAGGGCGGCGGAAGAUGCGGAAAUGGGGGAGGCUAGCGCUGCAGGGGAAGACCAGGCUGGUGGAAAAGGCCCUGGCGGAGCGGGGAAACGUAGCAAGUCUCCGGAGGGCGCAGAGAUGGAACUAGGGGAGCGCGCCGGAGGGGAGAGCGAGGCGGCGGAGGGAGGGAGUGGUAAAAGGGAGCGGAAGAGGAAGAGGGAGGAGAAGGAGGAAGGGGAGGAGGAAGCGGAGGAGGGAGGGGAUGUGGAGGCUGGGGAGGUGGAGGGAGGGGAGGUGGUGGAGGAGGAAGGGAAAAGAGAGCAUAGCGAGGAGAGAGAGGGCAUGGACGAGGAGAUGAGGGCUAUAGAGAGAAUGGUAAAGGGUAUGGAAGAAGCUGCGGAGGCAGGGGACGGGGCGAAGGUCAUUGGCGGAUUCAAGGCGUUCCUGGUGGCUUUAAGAGGCGAGUAUCCAGUCAGUGAAGCUGGCGGGCGGAAGCCGCAGGGGCAAGCUGAGGGGAAGGCGCAAGGGAAUGAGUACGGGGAACUGGAGGGCGGGCAGGAGAUGGAAAAAGAGGGCAAAGGGGGAACGGGGGGAACUGCAGGGAGGGCGAGGGAGCGGCGACCUGUGGUGAAUGAGGAACAACGGGAUGAGGAAGACGCGCGGUUGGAUGAGGAACGAUCUGACAGGAGCGUCGACUCGGAUGUGACUACAGAAAGAGGCACUACAGAGGGGGAGACGGCGAGCGAUGCUUGCGAGGAUGGCAGGAAAGGGGAGGAAGCAACGGCGACAGCAGCAGAAGCAGCAGCCGACGGGGCAGCCUCCCUGUCUCCUAGUCGGUUGAACGAGCUGCAGCUGCCGCUACCCUGCCUUCCUGCCACCGUGGGAACUUUGGAAGGUUCUUCUAGGGACGGUGUCACUGGGAACGAUGCUUUUGGGAAUGAGGCUGCUACUGGGAAGGAUGCUUCUGGGAGUGGUGCGUCUGAGGACGGUGCAUCUGGGAACGGUGUAUCUGCUGGUGCAGCUGGUGUGAAGGCGAAGCUUGGAACGCCAUACCCGUUAGAAGGCGCCGCGUUAUCAAACUGGACGUCAACGUUGAUGGUUCUGCAUGAGUAUGUUUUGCAGAAUGAGUGGUGGUGGAGAGAGCGGAGGGCGGGUGGUGGUGGGGAGGAUGGGGAGGAGAACCAGGGGGAGCAGAGAGAAGAGGCGAAUGCGAUGGACGCUACAGGAGGGGAGGAGGGCCAGCGGAGUGGAAAAGGAAAAGAAGAUGGGGAGGGCGAGCAGGACGGUGAGGCGACUGACAAGGACAAGGGUGAAUGCGGUGGGUAUGACUUGAACUUCUUGCUGCCAGUAGAGGAGCUGCUUAUAUCGUGGCAUGACAUGGGCCAGCCAGUUACUGCCUGGUUGCUGUGUGUGGGUGCAGCAGCAGCGGAGAAAGAGCAACUGAGUGCGGCCGAUGCACUUGCAGCAGCAGCCAGGGCAGCUAGUGGUACAGAAGUUGCUACUAAGCCUGCGUCUUCAGUUGAUGCCCGUUCGAAAAGGGAUACUCAGGGGGCUGGGUCCUCGACUGGAGGGGAGGGCAGAGAGGAGAGUGACGAGGGUGGGGAACAAAGAGGGGGGUGUAGGGGGGUGCCAGCAGAAGUGGUUUUUGGUUUCUAUGAGCGCCUGGUUAUGCUGUGCUGGGAGCGAGGCAAGCAGGCUUCGUCAGCAGGUGCAGCAGGCAUCUCAGGAGGACCAGGAGCAGCAGAAGGAAGAGGAGCAGCAUCGGAGGAAAAAGCAGAGGAAGAGCAGAAGCGAGAGGAAGAGGAGAAGCGGGAGGACAAAGUGCCACCAAGGAAAAGGUGGUCAUCUAUACAGGAAAAGGAGGAUAAGGAGGCGAGGGAAGCAAGCCAGAAGCAGAAGCGAGAGGAAGAGCAGAAGCGGGAGGAAGCGCAAAAGCGAGAGGCAGAGCAGAAGCAGGAGGAAGAGAAGAAGCGAGAGGGAGAGCAAAAGCGGGAGGAAGAGCAGAAGCGGGAGGAAGAGGAGCAGCUGGAGGAAGAGGAUGAGAUAGAUAAAGAGCUGGAACAGAAGCUGCAGAAGCUGCGGCAAGAGCAGCGAGAGCAGCGAGAGCAGCAGCGACAGCAGGAGGAUCUGUGGAUGCCGUUAAUUGGAGACAGCUGGUCCUGGGACGGGCAGGAGCAGCAGUGGUUAUGGCAGUUGGCAGCUGCUGAGGCUGCUGGUUGGAUUCACACCAAAAAAGGGCUUGCAGGAGAAGAGAGCACUCGCAGGCCUGGGGAUGCUGCUGCUGCAUGCAACCCCGUCCGCCCCCCUCGUCUCCACACUCCUCUCCCUGCCUGCUGA